Molecule: messenger RNA, 903 nt
Organism: Rhagoletis zephyria (snowberry fruit fly)
Lineage: Eukaryota; Metazoa; Arthropoda; Insecta; Diptera; Tephritidae
Source: RefSeq, a predicted model, not a curated record
AUGAGCUACGUAGAAGUGGACGACUACGAAUCAUCUAGCGAUGAUGAAGGAUUCGAGAUGAUGAGGAAGCCGGUUUUGCCGGUAGCCGACUUCACCGAAUACGAUCCCUCCGUUCCACCGCAAACCGGUGCAGAGUACCUGCGGCGUGUUCAGCUCGAAGCAAAGAAAGAGCCAAAGUUUAAGGUGGCUUCCAAUUUGGCCGAUAUCCGCUGUCGGACGCUAGCUGUUGGAAGCGGUAAUCACUUGUUCACCUCCGAAGAGCUAGACAGUGAUGAGUUCAUUCCAUCAAAGCCGCAGUUUCGCCUUUCCCAAAGUGCCACCUCUCAGGUGAUCUCCACUUUCAACAGUUUGCGUGAAGAAGUAAAAUGCCGACGAGCUGAGCACAACGAGAUGAUCGACCUGAGGCGACCUAAGAAGUGGUGGAGGAAUUACUGUCUGGUUCGCAAAGAAGCGGAAGAGACGGAUGAACAGCAAGGAGGAGACAUGCCGACUAAAAGGACGCUGAACUCGUCUUAUCAGCCACUGCUACAGUACAGCAUCAACCUGCCUCGCCUAUCACUGCUCGCCCAGCUAGACCACAGUACGAUACUCCUUCUGCUGAAGUACUUUUACCAGUGGAUUGAAGAGGAGUUCACCGUUGGCCACGGUCUGUGGGUCUACUCGCUGCUCGCCACGCUGGACACUGACGUGCAGACAGGCGACGUGUACAGUCUGUUGCGGGAGAUUGCCCGCCUCUGCAGCCGCAUCAGGCACCGAAUCGAGAUGAAGAUUGAAGGGGAAGUGGAAAAUGUGAAUGAUGACGGUGAUAACCAGAUUGAUCUACAGCAAAUAUCGUCUCUGAGCACUAUCAUCCUCUUAGUUGGACGCUGUUUCGGGCAGAAAGACCUGCUCGAUGAUCAGUAA